Orbicella faveolata is the source of this 4087-nucleotide messenger RNA. Its product is annotated as guanine nucleotide-binding protein-like 3 homolog. Lineage: Eukaryota; Metazoa; Cnidaria; Anthozoa; Scleractinia; Merulinidae. The record is from RefSeq and is a predicted model, not a curated record. Gene Ontology annotation, cellular component: nucleolus. Gene Ontology annotation, molecular function: GTP binding.
CAUUCAAAAGGGAAAUUGGCCUCCAGUUUUGAAGAUCACAACAAUCUUGGUCCUUUUUCUUAAUUAAUGUGAUUACAGCCUGUCUUUGUGAAGGGCUCAUUUCUCCUUGUACAGAAGAUGCAUUGAAGCAUUCAACUAAAGGAUCCCCCAAGAAAUUCCAGAAAGUCUUAUAGAAAUCUAUAGGUAGACCGUCAUUUCCUGCCACCUCUUUUGUCAAUGAUUGGUUUUAAAGGACAGUUGAAGUCUCCUCCAACAAUGAUAUUUUCAAUUUCGUCCAAAUUGUUUUUCACAAUGGUUUGCAAAAGUGACCAAUAAAAGGUAACCAAUUCAUUAUCCCGAUUUGGAGUGUAAACAUUAACUAGACAAGCAGGUUCUCCACUUAGAAGAACUUUAAGCGUAAUAAAUCUACCAUUAGAGUCAACAAUGGAUUUUCAACUGUACAAUCAAAAUUAUUCCUGAUUAGAAUUGCCACCCCUCUCGCAUGUUUAGCCCCACGAGAGCAAAACAAUGUAGCACCCCAUUCUCUUUUCCACGUAACUUCAUUCCCUUGAGUGGAAUGUGUUUCCUGCAGGAAAACAAUAUGCGGUUUUGUUUUCUAAGCCAAGUAAAUAUCAUCUGUCUUUUUUGAAAGUUGCUGAUGCCUCUCGUAUUUAAAGAUAUAAGUUUACCCUUAACAAUUUUUGAUGAAAAAAACAUGGAGAACAAUCAAAAUGAAGGAGAAGAAGGAUCGUCAUGUAUCUAUAAUUAAACAACCAUCCAAGUACAAUCACUGAAAUCUUCCGAUAAUAAGAGCCAUUAAGUGACAACUUUGAGCUAUAUGAAUAAUGUGAUGUCUGCAAAAUUACCAUUAAGAAUAAAGCGUAAAUAAAUAAAUUUACUGCAAAAGAGUUGUUCACAAAAUUUGUGCUUGUGCAGCUUUGAAUGAGCAAAUGGGACCACAAAUUUUGCAUAUUUAAUGUACUGGUAUUGUAAUAUAAAUUGAAUUUAUAUUUCUCCUUUAUAUUAAGCUUCUUGUUCAGAGUUUUCUGUAAGCUCCGUAAUUGCAACCAAAAACGUGAUGUGGGCACUGAGCCAUGACAGCAGCACUGAAAUAUUUGACAGCCGAGGUUAAGUAAAGCUCAGUUUUUCCUCUGAAAAUGAAGUGAAAAACCCAGCAUUCACUGUUCAGUACCUGGGACAAAUUGAAAAGAAAUUAGAGAUGGCACAAAUGAAGGUCAUAAAAUGUUUUCUUUCAAAAAUAUAAUUAAAAUUAGUUAUUAUUUUUAUCUCCAGUGAAUGUACGUGUAAUUUACUUAGUUCUUUAAACACAACAACAUGCAACCCAGAGCUUGGCUUGCACAUGAACGAUUUUCGAGAACAAAUAACUGCAAUGUAUUUGAAAAAAAGAAAUAAAUAAAAGAUUUCUUUCAACAAUAGCAACAAACUUUGCAAGAUCUUACACAUUCUUUAAACUCGGCAGCUGUAAGAUGUUUGUGUAAAUAUUGAAAGUGAGGUAUAAAAUUGGCGAGCUUAUCGAGCAGGAAAGUACGAAUAAAUACAUGCACUAUUUCAAGGCUUUAUUAUAAAGCGAAACAUUUGCAAAAUGUGUCAAGUUUAAGUUUGAUUGUAUUAAUUUUAUCACUUGUGAAAUCAUGAAUGAAAAACCCAAACUAUUGCAAAGGUUCAAAAAGUCAAUGAUAGUCCACUCACUUAAUCAGAAAAAAUUCUGAGCUUAAAUCCGCGGGCAACUUCGCAAAGUAUUACAGGCUUGCGCUUGCAACGGUUACCAAUCACAAGCUUCAUCACGUUCACUGAAUUUCACGCCUAGCACUGUGUUAAAGCCACUCAAAACUUGUCUUUUAACAAAAUAAACGUCAAACCUCAAUCUAGUACCUUCAAUGCCAGCAAACUCUUUUCUCAGUUGGGUUUCUCAUCUGUUUUACAUAUGUGGUUGACCACAAAAUGAGAACGUUUUUGACGUUUUUGAUAUUUUUUUUCAAAUUUGAUAUGGAUGACAAUGAUUAAACUGUUCAACUAGCACAAUACAUUACAUGUAUGCUUCUCUCAGUGAAAUUGCUUUUCUUUAACAAAUGAACUUAAAACCAUGAUUGCUUAAAAUACACUGAAAUGCACUUUUUAGAACCCCAAUUUCAAAAAUUUCCCGGGGAGGCUCCUGGACUCCCCAAUAAAAGGUAGUGGUUGGUCCUCCCUCUUCCACAUGGCUCUGAUAAAACCACCCCACAUCUUUUUAUUGGCAUUGUGCUCCGCCUACUCAAAGUUAUUCUCCCUCUACUUCGAAUUCGCGGGAGAACCCUGCUUGUUUAAGUAUAGAAAUUGUUUGGUUACUAAGUGUUGUGUGAACACUACUGCACCACAAUCUCCUGUCAUUUCUGUUGAUAUUAAUAAUUUCAAUUCAGUAGUUAGAAUCACUGCAGUCUAUUGUGUAAGCCAAUGGGAAUUACAGUAUUGUUGUUUCUCUGUUCUUAUCAGGUUGUUGAUGCUGCAGAUGUUGUUCUGGAAGUGUUAGAUGCUCGUGAUCCUCUUGGCUGUAGAUGUCCACAGGUUGAAGAGUCAGUGCUAUCAUCAGGAGUCAACAAAAAAUUAGUUCUGAUUUUGAAUAAAAUAGACCUUGUUCCAAGGGAAAUUGUGGAUCAGUGGUUAAAAUAUCUUCGCAAUGAAUUUCCAACAAUAGCUUUUAAGGCAUCUACACAGAGUCAGAAACAGAAUUUGCAUCAAAGUAAAGUUUCUUCAUCAUUAGCCUCAGCAGACCUGCUAACAAGUAGUGCUUGUAUAGGAGCGGACACGCUUCUCAAGCUCCUGGGCAAUUAUUGUCGUAACAAGGAUAUCAAGACAGCUAUUACUGUUGGAAUAGUUGGUUUUCCCAAUGUUGGCAAAAGCAGCAUCAUAAACAGUUUAAAAAGGUGCAAGGCCUGUACAGUGGGGGCUACUCCAGGAGUUACAAAGAGCAUGCAGGAAGUACAUCUGGAUAAACAUGUUAAACUUCUAGAUAGUCCUGGUAUAGUGAUGGACAGUGGAAACUCUGAUUCAGCUGUUAUAUUACGCAACUGUGUCAAGAUAGAGAGCAUUGAUGAUCCAGUCCCAUCAGUUGAAGCUAUCCUAAGAAGGUGUAACAAACAACAGGUAAUGGAAAAAUACCUUGUUCCUGAUUAUGCUAAUGUACAAGAGUUUCUAGCACAUCUUGGUAAAAGACUUGGGAAAUUAAAGAAAGGUGGUUUACCUGACGUUAAUGCUGCUGGAAAGAUGGUGUUGAAAGACUGGAAUAGUGGAAAGAUUGUAUUCUACACACAUCCACCAGAAGAACACAAGCUACCCACCCAUCUGUCAGCUGAUAUUGUUAGUAAGUGGAGCAAGGAAUUUGAUCUGGGCUCUCUUCAACAGCAUGAACGCGCUGAACUGCAUGGUCUGCAGAAUAAAAUGGAGGAUGCCAUGGUGCUUGAGGCUGGUGGUCCUGUGGAUGCCGCAAAGGAGAUUGAGGAAGAAGAUAUGGAGUCUGAUGACGAAGAAGAAGAACACUUGGAAGAAGAAGAUGAUGAUGAUGAUGAUCAAAGUGAUGAAGGAGAAGCCAUGGAAGAUAGUGAUGACGAGCAGGCGGAGAAAGAUGGCAUGACAGUUCUUAUCAAGAAAUCAAAAUCCAUCGCGCACUCUAAAGACGUCACAAAAUCUCGUGAGAAGACCAUAGUUGGAUUAAACGCGGAUGAAAUGAACGAGUUUAAUAUGCAGACCAACAAAGAAAGGAAAAAGAUGUUUAAGAAGCAACAAAGAGACAAGCGGAAACGAGCAGCGGCGAGUCAUACAGAAACCAUGGAUGAAAGUGACGAUGAUUACAGCUUUGAUACUGACUUCAGUUGAUAAGGACAUCGGAGGCCUGGACAUAGUGCAUGACAAUUAUUCACCUGGACCAAUACAGGAUUGAAGCCGAGAAGCUCAAGAUGAUUGAGAAAAUCUUGCAAAUGUCGCCAAAAUGUUACCUAGAAGUGGUAAUUUUUAAGAGGUUCAUUUUAAUCGAGAGACUUUUUAUUCUGUAUUUAAAUACCUGUGAAAAACAAAAAUUUGUUCUAGAUGAAAUAUGAAUUCGCGAUUCAUCAUA